AUGGCACCUGAAUCUAAAAUUCUGGAAUUAAAAGUCCGCCCAUAUCAGCACAUCUCAGAAAGACCGGAUUUCAAAACUAAGGCUUUCCAGGAGGCAUGCGGGUUUAAAUUGAGUGAUGAUGUGAUCAUUGCUAGAGCAGGAAAGUUGGAGGUUGCAAAGGAUAUUCUGAUUAAGGAUGUCGCUCGUGCUGAGUUGAUUUACCCUGGCAUGACAUUUAGAGAUGUGAUGUACAGAAGAGAAAAGCGAACUUUUGAAGUUUUCUCCAUAGAUGGAUCGAAAUCUGGUGUUGCCAGCUUUUUUGAUGAUGGGUCAUCUUCUGUUAAGAUUGCAACAAUUGCUGAAAUCAGUGGAGCCGUAUUGGCCGCAAGCAAUGUUGAGCAAAAACCUCUUCAGGUUGUUGAUAUUGCUGGCAUCGAUCAAGCUCUCGGAAAACUGAACAAAUUCCUGAGUAAUUUCAACCGUCAAUUUUAUUUCACCAAAGUUCGUAGGUCACCUGCUGUUCUUCUACAUGGUGGAAGGGGAACGGGCAAAACCUUUGUCCUAGACAAACUCGCCAGUACAGAAUGGGGCAAAGUUCGCAAAAUUGAUCGUAAAACUAAACCUUCGGAAGUCCAGAAGAUUUUCAAGGAUUCAAAGAUUAACCAGCCAAGUAUUAUAAUCAUAGAUGAUCUUGAAUCUGUGGUUACAAAGGGUGGUGAACCACUGUUGGAUAUGACAGAGGCUAUUUGUGAAGGGUUUGAAGAUCUUGCUAAAGAUGAGCCUCCAAACUCUUUACCACAAGUCGUCGUGGCGGCGGCAACAUCUGAUAUGCUUAAAAUACCUGCCUCAUUACGAAAGCGAGGUAGGUUCACUACAGCUAUUUCUCUACCAGUUCCAGACGCAGCUGCCAGGAAAGCUAUUCUCAAGUCUCUCAAUCCUCAAAUGUGCCCUGAAACCCAGGAUGAGAUUCUUCAUGAUCUUGGAGAACGAACACAUGCAUAUACACCAGAAGAUCUCGCCCUUCUGUUAGAUGAAGCACACAUUUUUGCGGAAGAUAAGUUAGAUGCAGAGAACUUGCCGGAGCAGAAAUUCAUCGUUAAAGAGGAUAUCGAGCAUGCUCUCUUGGAAGUAAGGCCAAGUGCAAUGCAUGAUAUUACUUUGCGGCCACCCAAGGUUAAAUGGAGUGACAUUGGAGGACAAGAUAAAGUCAAAGAGGCUAUUCAACUUGCAAUCGAGACACCUUUCCAUUACCAAGAGAUCAUGCAAGAUUUUGGCCGUUCCCCAACAAAAGGUCUUCUUCUCUAUGGACCUCCUGGAUGUUCCAAAACACUCACCGCCCAAGCUGUUGCCACUGAAAUGGGUUUCAACUUCUUUGCUGUUAAAGGUGCCGAACUUCUCUCUAAAUAUGUUGGUGACUCCGAACGAGCUGUUCGAAAUAUAUUUUCCCGUGCACGUGCUGCAGCUCCAAGUAUUAUUUUCUUUGAUGAAAUCGAAUCCAUUGGUGGGAAGAGAGAUGGUAAAAAUUCGAAUAAUGGAGUCAACGUUCUUACUACUUUACUCAAUGAAAUGGAUGGAAUUGAGAGUUUAAAGGGUGUUACAGUACUUGCCGCAACCAAUAAACCUCAAGAUCUUGACUUAGCACUUCUUCGACCUGGUCGAUUUGAUGAACUUAUCUAUGUUGCACCACCUGACCUUGCUGGUCGGGAAGCCAUCAUUCGUGCUAGACAGCGCGAAUCUACUAUGGCAAAAGACGUUGAUAUAGCCGAACUUGCUCGUCUAACAGAGGGAUAUUCUGGAGCGGAAAUGGUAAGUAUCUGUCAAAAAGCCUUUGAUGCGGCUAUUGAAAGGCGUAAAAAGAAUGCGACGAUGGAACCGGCAGUGAUGAAUGACUUUUUGAUGGCAAUGCCGAAGAUCAAGAGACAGAUAACUCCGGAUAUGUUGGAGGAGUUUGAGAGAUGGGCCAGGGGAGAAUAG
Messenger RNA from Sclerotinia sclerotiorum 1980 UF-70, 1953 nucleotides. RefSeq lists its product as hypothetical. The transcript has 4 exons. Gene Ontology annotation, cellular component: cytoplasm. Lineage: Eukaryota; Fungi; Ascomycota; Leotiomycetes; Helotiales; Sclerotiniaceae. Gene Ontology annotation, molecular function: ATP binding; ATP hydrolysis activity. The coding region runs from base 1 to 1953 and encodes 650 amino acids. The record is from RefSeq and is a predicted model, not a curated record.